This is a messenger RNA of Sipha flava (yellow sugarcane aphid), 2155 nucleotides long. RefSeq lists its product as uncharacterized. The transcript has a single exon. Lineage: Eukaryota; Metazoa; Arthropoda; Insecta; Hemiptera; Aphididae. Bases 671 to 1807 code for a protein of 378 amino acids. The record is from RefSeq and is a predicted model, not a curated record.
ACGGAAAAUUCAAAGAAAAUGUUAUAACAUGUGUUGUUCAUACUUUGUUCAGUAUUACAUUUAUACAUUGUAGCGAUUCAACUAUGUUGUGUUCGACCGCACGUCGAUUUUUAUAUUCGGACGGAAAAACAUGUAGAAUUCAAAUCAGAAAUUGAGUAACCAUAAAAAUCAUACCAACGGUUUGUGAAACGUACCCAACACUGGUCAAAAAAUAUUCCAGCUAAUUAUCAACGGGGAGGGGGGGGGUAUUAUAAUUUUACAUGUUACGCAUUUUUUACGAUUAUUCGUCAGAGAGUUGUUGAUCGAUAAUCCUAAGCAUCACCGUGUUCCGUGUUGGUUGGCUAGCCGUCGUGUUAUCAGAAACGAACGGUACACGUUUCAUCGAUCGACACUAUUGCGAACUCGGUGCGAAUUGCUGUUGCGUCACGUUACCGCACGAGGGUGUGAAGGAGGGGUGGUCGUGCGCAAACAGAGCGCACACAUUUGUCGCGCAACAACACUUGCGGUGGACGAACUCUGUGUUUGAACAAGGAAAACUCCGCCCGGGCUAUGCGUAAAUCACGUUUGCGGCAUCCGGUUCGAUAAUCGUCGCGCGCGUACCUUCCGCCAAGACACUCUCGCACCAUCGUCACCCGACCCACGAACCCAGCCGACUGCUUGAUCCUUACACAUGCAUCCCAUCGGCGGCGCAUCCGCCGCGUUCUUCGGUCUGCUAUGGCUCGUCACCACGUUGCCGCGUCCGAACGUCGUCGCCUUCGUCCUCCGCUUCUCGGGUCCGGACCAUCCCGACGUCCUGGAGCUGUUUGAGCACGUCCUGAGCCUGGACGUGAUCUGGGGACCGGUGCUUCAACAGAACGUGCGGAUGAACGUGUUGCCGGGCCCGCCGUACCACGACCAGCGCACCGAGGCCACGGUCCGGGACGAGCUGCUGCUGGUGGACGGCCAGCCGGAGCUGAUGUCGCCGUUGCCGGUGCUGCAGAAGGUGGUCGGCCAGUACUCGUGGCUGGGCUCGCACGUGGACUUUGCCGCGUGGCUGCUGACCUCCGCUUUUGAGUGCUUCACGUACCAGAACGUAUCGCUGAUCGUCGAACUCAUAUUGUUAAUGGAGUACAAGUAUGAGAGCGAGAUCACCACGGAGCAGUUGGGUAUCCACAAGCACCGCAAGGACGUGGUGACAGACGUGCUGUACACGCUCAUCGUGAUGGUCGACAAGGUGGCCGCCGUGAAUGGCAACGUAGACCGGUUAGCUACGGAGCUCUACCAGUACAACGAGAGCUUGUACUCGGAGAAACUCGUCCUGAUGAACGGGGUCGGAGUGCUGAAAAAGAAAAUGGACAAUUUGAUCGAAACACAGUGCGAAGUGCAGUCGCGGGAAACCGUGUUGAAGAAGUUGGGCUUUACGUUCGUCCGAGGAUCACCGAGAAGCCGUCAAACAACAUUGCAGGCUUUGAAAUCGAUUAUUUAUCAAAUCACCGAUCGUAUGAUAAUUACUUACAAUAGUUUUAGAAUCGAAUCGUUAAAUUUAGAGACUUGGAACCAAAUUCUGAAUUACCAAAGCGCGGUCGUUUUGAUAAUAAAUCCGUAUGUGAUCAAUCCAAACGAGGCGUCAAUCGAUACCGAAACACUAUACGAAAUUACAACAACAGAUAGUGAAGACACGGAACCAUUUGAAAUCGGAAUAUUACCUGACCAGGUUACGGAAAAAACAGACGAUAGAGUUACAGAAAAAGAUAAAGCGACUACCGAUGCAAAUACUCACCCAAGUGAAGAACAAAAUUCCCCAAAAUCAGGUACAGUAGUAGAAUGAGCAGACGGUUUCUUUUAACCUUUAAUUUUUAAUAUUUAUUUUUUAAUUAUAAGUUAUCAUAUUGUACAGAUGCUGUUUCUUCACUGUGUAUUUUUAUUUUAAAUGUUAAAAUUUUAGUCAGCGCUAAGUAAUAAAUUAUUUCAAUAUUUCUAACCAAUUCGAACAUUAAGUAUGUUACAAUUACUAUCGGAAACCCCUGCAGUUGUCAAAAUUAAUCCACCGUUCUACUAUAAGUCAGAUAUUGUAUACACUAAUCAUUGUAAUGAAUAAUGAGUACGUAAAAUUAUUGUUAAAUUAUGUCAGUCAAACAUUAUUUUAAUAUUAUCCUUUGCGCUUUAAAUGUUUAAU